Didymosphaeria variabile is the source of this 1617-nucleotide messenger RNA. RefSeq lists its product as uncharacterized. The transcript is spliced from 3 exons. The record is from RefSeq and is a predicted model, not a curated record. NCBI's taxonomy places the organism in Eukaryota, Fungi, Ascomycota, Dothideomycetes, Pleosporales, Didymosphaeriaceae. Bases 1 to 1617 code for a protein of 538 amino acids.
AUGCGUCUUAACACGGCGAGCGUUCUUUCGGUGUGCCUUCUGGCGUACCGGAUGGGAGUUGCAGCUGCACCAACCGAGAACAUUAACACAGCUUUGAUCAUUGACGACGAUCACAACACUACUUCUUUAGCUGGUGAUUAUCUACCUCACGGAAAUACUGGCACUGAGUUCCUGGUCCCUGUUGCAGAACUAGUGAAGAGAAAAGGAAGAAGUGGUAGCAGCAGGACGUCUCGUAAGCCUACCAAGACUACGCCCAAGAAGAAGACUACACCAAAGAAGAAGAAGAAGACGGGUAGCAAAACCAAGUCUGCGAAGCCUAAGGUGACUUCCAAAGCGAAGCUGAACCCGACCAAGUCCAAGAGUGUGUCGAAGUCUGCUUCGAAGACCAAGUCUGCCAAGGACCCUUACGGUAGCUGCAAGCCGAAGAAAGGUGCGAAGGGCAGCAAGAGCAAGGGAACGAAGACCAAAGGAAAGAAGGGUGUCAAGCGAGAGGAAGAUCUCACAGUAGAAAUCCUAGUAAGAAUCUACGAGUCCUACAUCUUGACUGCUUCCACUUACAAGACACCGCAGAGCCUUCAAAAACGUGAUAGGAAGACACUGGACGCUGGCAGAAUCUACAUGGAAUUUCCGACACAUCCCACUGGUGGAGAUGCCAUUCGUGUAGGACGCUACCAAACAGUCGGCAUGAAGGCUUACGGUACCCGCGAUCCCGAUCCUUGUGAUGAUGAUUACAAUCUCAGGGUAGUCGGGUAUCCUGCUGCCCAGGGAGCCGGUCUUGUUAACGGCGAGAGAUGGGAUACCGAACACGUCAUGGAUGCACAAAUUGUCCAGCAGUUCUUUGAAUAUCUCAACGUCCAUCUUCCAGCAUCCGGACUGCCAACGACGUGGUGGUCACGGAAUACAAACACUGGUCAAAUUGGUAAAUUCACGACCGUCCGUGCUGAGAGGUACAUGGGCGACUUUUGGGACGAUCGUAAAGGCACCGGGGGCAAGACAGCUAUGGACUACUUGCUUGAGGUGUAUCCUGGCACGAAUCAAUACACAAAAGAACUGGCGCUCUUGCCUCAUGGCAUUAACCGUAAGAAAGAGUCCAUCUUCUCAGCAAACGCGGGUUCCUGCAUUGGCCGCACGACGUGGAACAACCUGGAUUACUGGGGUAAAGUCGAUGCGCUAAGAGAAUGCAUCCUCCUCGCUAAGUACAUGAACCACGCCGAUAUCCGCGACAGUUUCGAAAAAGUUGCCGAGCGUAUUAGCGACCGUCUCACCAGGAUGGAAUCUACAGGUGGUUUUAUGUCAAGCACCCAAGACUACUGGGCAAUCAAGAAGAACAACAAUAAGUACAGAGAUGCUCCAGGUGAAGCCUGGAAGGACCAGAAGCUCGAUGACAAGUGGGAGGCCUGGAUUACCAGCUACAUGAGAACACGCCUGAACAACCUCUCGACUGAGAUCACGACAAAGCUUCGCGACAUCUCUGCCCUCAACACUCGGGCUCAGCGUGAUCGUAGCCUUACUCAGCAGAGGAGAGACAGGAUAGCCCAGCGAUACAGGAGGAUCGAGAGGGCUUGGAGUAGCACAGGUACUGCGUUGCACAAGAUCUCGAACCCAUCGCCAUUCUAG